UUUUUUUUUUUUUUAAUUUUGUCAUUUAAAGUUUCCUUUGUUUCCAAAAUCAGAGAGAGAGAGGCGGAAGAGGGCUGACGACGAUGGCCUUCUUCCUCAUUUUCUCCUUUUCGCUCUUCUUCCUUUCACAUGCUUCUCAGGUGAUCACCCACUUCAAAGGCAUUGACUUAGCAACAAGUCCAGCACUAGAUGUCACCCCAACUCCCCUUUCUGGGCAUUCAUCCGUUCACGGUUCUAAAGAUGUUUUGUUAUGUGAUCGAGUUCGAGUUUCUGGUCUGUCAAGAUUGAAGCUUGGGAGUUAUGCGAGUUCUUUUCGGGUUACUUUGGCCCCAUCUGUUUUAAUACCGGAAAGAUUACACACCAAAAUACAAGUUUGCUUUCAUCGGAAUGCUUCACUUGGAUUAUGCAACUGUGAGAAUGAUGAUUGGAAAGCAGUGCAAAAGGGUAUAUGGCAUGCUGUCAUGUCACCUUAUGAUGAUAGGUUUAUUGAUGUGAAGUUUAUUGGUGAUGUGUCUGGCUCUGUUAUGAUUGCUGUUGAAGAGGAUUUACAGCAAUGGCGGCUUGUGUUUCUUGCCUUAGGAUUUGUUUUGUUGCUGUUGGCACCAUUUGUCAGCAAUUGGGUUCCUUUUUACUACAGCAGUUCAAUGGCUAUUGGCAUUUUUCUUGUCAUUAUAAUUAUUCUCUUUCAGGGAAUGAAAUUGUUGCCAACAGGAAGGAAAAAUAUCUUCUAUCUCACUAUAUAUGGAUCAGUGCUUGGAGCUGGAUCUUUUCUUUUACAUCAAUUCUCCAUGUUGGUAAAUUCAAUUCUUGUCAAUUUUGGGCUGAGUGAAGAGAUGCAUAAACUGGUUGCUAUAUUUUUAUUGGUUGGAAUUCUACUCUCAGGAGCUGCAUUGGGCUACUGGAUUGUAAGAAAAUUUGUGAUCUCAAAAGAUGGAAGUGUUGAUGUUGGUGUUGCCCAGUUUGUAAAAUGGGCCAUGCGCAUCAUUGCUACUACAUUUAUUUUCCAGAGCACUUUUGAUGCUCAGCUGGCAAUGGUGGCAUUGGGGUCUUCUUCUGCUAUCUGCUCUCUUAUCACUUCAGCAAAAAGGAAUGGUCAUAUGCAACAACCACAUUCUGCGGAUGAGAGUCCUUGGCUGCACCAGUCGAGGCAGGGAACAAUGAAGCAUGGUCAUGCUGAAUUUUUUAGGUCUCCGAGAAUGUAUUCUAAUAGGAGGAUGUGGAAUAGUCCAAUGUCCGCACCAGCAUGGACUAACUCUCCUGUUAAAGGUGUGGUUUUAUCACCUCUUGAUGAAGGUGCCUUAUAUCAUCAAGAUUACUAUUCAACCUUUCACAAGACACGUAAUCGAAAGAAAUUCACAAAGCAAGAAUGGCAAGAUUUCAGUCGGGAGUCCACUCGGCAUGCCAUGGCAGAAUUAGCAGCAUCUCCAGAAUUCACCAGUUGGAUGAUUGAGAAUGCUUACAGGAUAAAACUCCUUCCAUGUGAUAGUUCAGAUGAAUCGAUAGGAAGCAAAACAAGUUCAACAGACAAUGGCGAUGAUGAAGAGGGAAGCUCCAGCCGAUUCAGAUUAUUCAAACGGUAGCAGUUGAGUAGAACACGAUGUUAACUACUGUACCACUUACAUGUAAAGUUACGGUAGGAAAUAUAGCCCCAGAUUUAGGAAUGAUUACUGUUUCUUUCACCAGUAAAUUGGUUGCCUCGUGUUAAUUUUUUUGAAAAAUUUUCUAACCAUUUGACGGCUGUACAAAACCCUCUUCUGAGUUAGGUUUUUUUUUUUUUUUUUAAAAGAAUGUAUGCAGCGACCAGAGGUAAUAAAUUUAGAGUCCAAAUCUGUAAAUUUUUUGAUUCACAAAUUACAAAUCCUUUUAUAUAAAAUAAAAAAGUGAUUUUAAUAUUAUAAUGUUAUGAUAUAUGGAGUACAUUUUUUCCACAUUUGGGUGGUGUUGAUCUCGUUUUACUAUUUGCUAUUGUAUGAUAGGAAAUAAAUUAUUAUUUUCGUAAACUUCAUAUCAUUUUCAAAAUUACAACUUUAAAUUUAGCUUAUU
Durio zibethinus is the source of this 2043-nucleotide messenger RNA. RefSeq lists its product as uncharacterized. The record is from RefSeq and is a predicted model, not a curated record. Lineage: Eukaryota; Viridiplantae; Streptophyta; Magnoliopsida; Malvales; Malvaceae.